Megalops cyprinoides (Indo-Pacific tarpon) is the source of this 1624-nucleotide messenger RNA. RefSeq names its product MOB kinase activator 3A (gene mob3a). The transcript has 4 exons. The record is from RefSeq and is a predicted model, not a curated record. Gene Ontology annotation, cellular component: cytoplasm; nucleus. Gene Ontology annotation, biological process: positive regulation of protein phosphorylation; signal transduction. Lineage: Eukaryota; Metazoa; Chordata; Actinopteri; Elopiformes; Megalopidae. Gene Ontology annotation, molecular function: protein kinase activator activity. Bases 391 to 1041 code for a protein of 216 amino acids.
GGCCUUCUAUCACUUUGAACAGAAAGUCGCUAGAACAUUAAUAUUUAUCAUGAGGUACUGUAACUUUAAGAUAUAAUUGUACAGCUUGAUGUAAUUCGUGGUGCCCUUUACAAUUAAAAAGACGGGACUAUUUUCGCGACCAGGAACAAAAUAAAUCGGAAGAAUAAUACUUAAGCGGAACAAGAAAGUGGCUUGGUUGGUCCCAGGAGCUCCAGGAGUGGAAACAGCUGUGCGUGUUUCAAGUGAAAUUAAGACGUCCCCCUAGCAACGACUUCUCUGUUGCUGUUUGUAAUUUCACCGACAAUCACUAUCAGAGCAGGUCUUGUCAGUGGCACAGAGGGGGAGCCUUUUAAAUAAAACAGUACAAAAUCAAGAAGUCCUCACUCCGCCAUGUCUCUAGCGCUGAAGCAGGUCUUCAACAAGGACAGGACAUUCCGGCCGAAGCGGAAGUUCGAGCCAGGCACGCAGCGCUUCGAGCUGCACAAGAAGGCGCAGGCCUCGCUGAACGCCGGGCUGGACCUGAAGCAGGCCGUGCAGCUGCCGCAUGGCGAGGACCUGCACGACUGGGUGGCGGUGCACGUGGUGGACUUCUUCAACCGCAUCAACCUCAUCUACGGCACCAUCAGCGACUCCUGCACCGACCAGUCUUGCCCCGUCAUGUCGGGCGGGCCGAAGUAUGAAUACCGCUGGCAGGACGAGCACAAGUACAAGAAGCCCACUGCGCUGCCUGCCCCCAAGUACAUGAGCCUGCUGAUGGACUGGAUAGAGGUGCAGAUCAACAACGAGGACAUCUUCCCCACCAAUGUCGGCACGCCCUUCCCCAAGACAUUCAUGCAAGUGGCAAAGAAGAUCCUUUCUCGCCUGUUCCGUGUGUUUGUCCACGUCUACAUCCACCACUUCGACCGUGUGAGCCAAAUGGGGGCAGAGGCCCACGUCAACACCUGCUACAAGCACUUCUUCUACUUUGUCAAAGAGUUCAACCUCAUUGACCACAAAGAGCUGGAGCCACUGAAAGAGAUGACGUCACGGAUGUGUCACUGAGAGGGACCACCACUGGAUAUGUGUCUGCAGCACAGUCCCCCCACAGAGGAACAGGGCCAACCACACAGGAGACCGAAACAGGAUAUUCAAUCAGAAAGAGUCUAUUUUUAUAAAUAUUUACUGUAAUGACCUAUUUAGCAAGAAAUAAAUUAAACAGCCUAUUUUCUAUUGUUUUUGUGAAGCUGAGUUUUAUUACUGUCCAGUAUUAAGCAUUUGUUUUUAAUCUGAAGCUGAAACAUUUCUUUGAAAUUUCGCUGCCAAGCUUUUUUUCACCAUUCUGCUCACCUGCCUAUUACCUGUGAUACAGUCUUCGAUGUUGUGUUUUCUGGAGCACAUGGCCUGAUAGUGGCAAGGGUGCAAGCCCUAGUUUGUAAUUUACCUGUGUUUGUUAUUAUGUUCCUGAAACGUGACUGAAGGUAGACAACCGUUGACUGAUAAACGCUGGCUUAGAGACUGCCUGCUGAAUAAUCAUGGACAUGACUGAUGUUACUUCAUAUUUCACUAGCAUAGCAUAAAGUAUAUUCAAAGGAAAUAGCCCCAACUUCAUACAUUUGCUGGAGUCAUCGGUACUACACUGUUUAUU